Messenger RNA from Sphaeramia orbicularis (orbiculate cardinalfish), 4246 nucleotides. RefSeq names its product exocyst complex component 5 (gene exoc5). The record is from RefSeq and is a predicted model, not a curated record. Gene Ontology annotation, biological process: exocytosis; Golgi to plasma membrane transport. NCBI's taxonomy places the organism in Eukaryota, Metazoa, Chordata, Actinopteri, Kurtiformes, Apogonidae. The coding region runs from base 165 to 2291 and encodes 708 amino acids. The transcript is spliced from 18 exons. Gene Ontology annotation, cellular component: exocyst; cytoplasm.
ACCCUUCGUCCCCAUACAGGAAGCUGAAUGUUCAACUAGCGAGCUGUCAACAAAGGACAAAACUGUACAGUAUCACCAAAUCAAUGUGGAGGUCGACGGUGCUUUCGACUUUGGGCACCUUAUCGUAAAUAACAUUUCACCUCGGUGACAGUCCAGUCUCGAAGAUGGCGACGACUGCUCAGCUGUUCGAGGAGCCCUUUGAUGCAGACGAGUACAUCGAGAGGUUGGCGUGGAGGACCCCUGGAGGAGGCUCCAAAGGGGGGGCAGAGGCAUUUGACCCCAAAAGGCUGUUGGAAGAAUUUGAGAACCACAUAGAGGAGCUGAAGCAGCUGGAUGAGAAGAUCCAGCGGAAAGUGGAGAAGCUUGAGCAUCAGUGUCAUCGUGAGGCCAAGGAAUUUGCACACAAAGUGCAGGACUUGCAAAGGAGCAACCAGGUGGCCUUUCAGCAUUUCCAGGAGCUGGAUGAACAUAUCAGCUAUGUGGCAACCAAAGUUUGUCACCUUGGUGACCAGCUUGAAGGGGUGAACACACCCCGGCAAAGGGCUGUGGAAGCUCAGCGUCUGAUGACCUACUUCAACGAGUUCCUUGAUGGAGACCUUCGCAGUGAUGUGUUUAAUAACCCAGACAAGAUUAAGGAGGCUGCGGAUAUCAUUCAGAAGCUGCAUCUCAUUGCCCAGGAGCUGCCAUUCGACAGAUUUGCAGAUGUGAAGGCCAAAAUUGCAAGUAAGUACCAUGACCUGGAGAGGCAGUUAAUCCAGGAGUUCACGGCUGCCCAACGCAGGGGUGAGAUUGGACGUAUGCGGGAGGUGGCAGCAGUUCUGUUACAUUUCAAGGGCUAUGCACACUGUGUGGACGUCUAUAUCAAGCAGUGUCAGGAAGGGGCCUACCUGCGAAACGAUGUGUUUGAGGACACAGCAGUUCUUUGCCAGAGGGUCAACAAGCAAGUUGGUGAGGUCUUCAGCAGCCCAGAGACUGUUAUGGCAAAACUCAUUCAGAACAUCUUUGAGAACAAAUUACAGGCCCAUGUGAAGGAGAAACUUGAUAACACUCGACAUUCUGAUGUGGAGCAAUAUCUUAAGAACCUCUAUGAUCUUUAUACCAGAACCACCACUUUAGCCACCAAGCUGACAGAGUUCAACCUCGGCUCAGACAAGCACACCUUCCUGUCUAAGCUCAUAAAGAGCAUCUUCUCCACCUACCUGGAAAGUUACAUAGACAUGGAGAGAGAAUACCUUCGUACUCGUGGUGCCAUGAUUCUGCAGCGCUACUAUGACUCCAAGAACCACCAGAAACGUCCAAUCGGCACUGGAAGUAUCCAAGACUUAAAGGAGCGGAUCAGACAGCGUACCAAUCUUCCCCUGGGCCCCAGCAUUGACACCCACGGGGAGACCUUUCUGUCACCAGAGCUUGUGGUCAACCUGCUGCAGGAGACACGCCAUGCCUUUGAGAGAUGCCACAGGCUUUCAGAUCCUGCUGACCUUCCCAAGAAUGCCUUCUCAAUCUUCCUGCUGCUGGUUGACCAUCUCUGUGUGGAACACAUUGACUACGCCCUAGAGAUCGGCCUCUCAGCGAUUCCCUCAGCAGAUGCCAAAAAUGCCAACCUGUACUUCCUGGAUGUGGUUCAGCAGGCAAACUCUAUCUUCCACUUGUUUGACAAGCAGUUCAAUGACCAGCUAAUGCCUCUAAUAAGCUCAUCACCAAAGCUGGCAGAGUGCCUACACAAGAAGAAAGAGGUGAUUGAACAGAUGGAAGUGAAACUGGACAAUGGGAUAGACAGAACACUGAACUGCAUGGUGGGGCAGAUGAAGCACAUUCUGGCAACAGAACAGAAGAAGACUGAUUUUAGACCCGAAGACGAGAAUAAUGUCAUGAUCCAGUACACUACGGCCUGUUCCAAGGUCUGCGCCUACGUCAGUCGGCAGGUGGAGCACGUGCGGAAGUCCAUGGAUGGGAAAAAUGUAGACACAGUGCUGACGGAGUUGGGCGUUCGUUUCCACCGCCUCAUCCACGAGCACCUACAGCAGUACAGUUACAGCUCGAUGGGAGGCAUGCUGGCCAUCUGCGACGUGGCUGAAUACCGACGAUGCGCCAAGGACUUCAGGGUCCCUCUGGUGCUUCAACUCUUCGACACACUCCAUGCCCUCUGUAACCUCCUGGUUGUUGCCCCCGACAACCUGAAGCAGGUCUGUUCUGGUGAGCAGCUAACCAAUCUGGACCGGAACCUCCUGCACGCCUUUGUCCAGCUCAGGGUGGACUACCGGUCGGCCAGACUGGGUCGCCAUUUCAGUUAAUGACUGACUCAACACCUUGCUGCUCUCCGUCCAGUAACGCAGCCCCCGUAUGCUUCGAUGAGAUGAUGCACCUUGAAGAUGAAAACCCAUCCCUGCAUACAGACUGUCCUGGGAUUGCUUUGUACAUCAUGGAAACAAAGGCCACUCCUCGUAGAAUGAGGGAUAUGUGCAUUUUAUCUUUUUUUUUCAUGUUGAUUUCUCUAAACUGAUGAUGUCUUUUGAGUUUAAUUUUCAUUUGUUUUUAAAUACUAAUUCAUGAAGUCCACAUGGUUCAAUUUCUGGCGUAUUAUAUGUAAAUGGACGACACUGAUUUCUGCGCUUGUGUAAAAGAUUUUUGAUUGUGCCAAAUAUAUAUAUAUACAUAUAUACAUUCUGUGGCUGCACAGGAAUAAAACCUAAAGCUGCUGUAAAGAGAGACUGUCAACAGUCAGAGCUGCAGUAACAUUGUGUAUUGAGUACAGCUACCCCUUAUCAUUAACUGUAGACGGCCUGACAGAGAAAGCCUGCUGAAGCAUGAGAUAGUGUUCUGUCUGGCUCAGAAAGACACAUGACCACCUAUGUAACCUUUGACCUCUGAACUCAAAGCAGAGGUCAAGAGGCCAUCACAGACAAGUGUGAGCCGAGCUACGAGCAGGUCUGAGAACCUCUCCUGAGGUUUGGGUGGUCCCUUGUUUGGCUCAGGUGACUGAUGUGAUGGGUCACUGACUAUGUGUCACUGUAAUUGCACAGAUCAACACUCGCUCAUCCAGGGACGCACACAGUCCAAACACAUUGUUGGCUGGAUCUGCAGUAUUUCUGGGUCAGGGGACACUUAAACAUUGGCCUCUGCUGAUUAAAGAAACAAAUUAGAAGAGACUUGUUACACAGUGCGUCUUGAAUGUCAACAGUUUAUUGAGAAAGAAAAGAUUGUUUCCCAGUGUUUUGAAACUGUCUGCUACUCAAAGCCGCUCCCACUGUACUGCCCUUUACCUUAAUUAGUGACCAAUUCAUAACAUGUUGCAUUUACCACUGUCCUUCUUAAGAAAACCCUUCAUAAACGGGAAGCUGUGAAUUGGAAGUCUCUGCGAAUGUCACUUUCAAAGUGAGAUGAAAUAGUCUUCUUUUCUAUGAAAGUCAUCAAGUAUUCAUGGGAAUUCUUGCCACCAGAGUAAAGUUCUUUCUUAGACUUCAGGAAGUGAGCGGAGCCAGAGGGGAUUAGAUAUCUACGAGUUGAUGAAUUGUGUGCAGUAGUCAUGGACUGGGGAGAGCCGGGGAGAUAGAGACGCCUGAGAGCUCAGUUCCAGCUCCGGCUGGUUAGUGUUGUGUAGAAGGUACACACAGUGCUGUGCAAGUUCAAACAACAUAAUUAAUUAGGCUAAUAUUAAUAUUAUCAAUGCCACAUAAAUUCAAUUCUCUCAGCCCUAAUCACAACUGGAUAGCUUGUAAAAAUUAUUUUGUUAGGCCCUGAUGCAAACAGUGGGUCUUUUCCAAACAUUUGAAAACUAUUUGUUUUUGCAGCGAUUAAUGUGCGCGGUUCAGGAAGGGGUUGGGGGAGAGAAGCCAGGCCAGGGACGAUAACUGGUGUGGAGACGGAGGCAGAGGCGCAGCCUGGCCCCAGGGACUCCCAGCGCAGGCACAUGGAAGAGGGGGAGGGAUGUGUUUUUUGGGGUGGCUGUUUGAGCAGGUGGAGGGGAUUAGUAAUGCUGUCAACACUGGAGAGCUGGAUAAGACUGUCCUCUCUUACUCGUCAGUUUGAGCAGCACUUGCAUACACAUUCAGAAACAUAAAGACACCAGCACACAAACACAGCAGCUUCAGGACGAGUCAAACCUGUCCAUGAUUGAACAACACAGUCGAUGAAGUUACACUUUUAGCUCUAUUUGUUUUGUUAACUGCUUCCUCCUGCAAGAGGUUAACUCAUCCAUAUCCUCCCAUUAAAUCAACAAUGUUCACUGAACACUUCAUAUUAAAAAAAA